AAGUGUGUAAGAAACAGAAAUUGUCACAUCUAACUUUGAAAUCUUACGAAAAUGAUUACCAUAAUACUGUUCUUCAUAUUUUUCUUAAUAUUAAUUUUACAUUAUUUUUUGUCGCAUCAUGGGAAAUCUGGAAUGAUAAAAUUGAUACCAGGACCUCGGUCAUUUCCGAUUGUUGGGAACAUUCCUCAAAUUCUAAGUUCCCCAAGUGAGAUUUGGACAUCUCUGAUAAAAAUGGGCAAGGACUAUUAUCCAAUUUUUAAAAUUUGGACUUUCUUUGAAGCACAUAUUCAUAUUUGUCAUCCAGAUGAUAUUGAGACAAUUCUUGGAAAUACUAAAUUUACUAAAAAAGGUUUUGCGUACAAAUUCCUGGAAUCUUGGUUUAAUACUGGACUUCUUACCAGUUCAGGUCAUAAAUGGCACGUUCGUAGAAAGAUAUUGACGCCUGCUUUUCACUUCAAUAUACUUCGACAAUUUGUUGACGUAUUUAUAGAGGAUGCUGAACGCUUGAUUAAAGUGUUGAGAAGUAAAAAUGGAAUUAUCGUGCCAAAUCUAUUACAAUUCACUAGCGAACAUACAUUGAAUGUGUUAUGCGAAACUGCAAUGGGAACUUCAUUAAAGAAUAAAGGAACAUUUCAGUAUAAAUAUCAUAAAGCUGUAUACGAUAUGGGAUGUAUUUUCGUAUAUAGAAUAGGAAGACCAUGGUUUUAUUAUGAUUUUUUUUUUAAUCUUUCUCCUCAAGGAUGGCAACAAUCUAAAUUACUUAAAAUAUUACAUAAUUUCACACGAAAGAUAAUCCAAGAACGAAAAAAAUAUCAUGAUCAGACGAACGGUCGAUAUUUAACUGACUUUAAUGAGAAUACAAAUGAAAAUAACAAUGAAAAUGAUUUAGGAAUUCGUAGAAAAAGACUCGCUAUGCUUGAUCUAUUAAUAGAAGCCCAUCGAAAUGAUAAAAUAGAUGAUGAAGGAAUUAGAGAAGAAGUCGAUACAUUUAUGUUCAGAGGACAUGAUACUACUGCUAUAGCUUUUUGCUUUUCUGUAAUGCUUCUUGCUGAACAUAAAGAUAUCCAGAAUCGAGUUAGGACUGAAGUAAAAGCCGUAAUAGGCGAAAAUGGAGAAAAAUUAAAUAUGUCUACUCUUCAAAGUCUUCCAUAUCUUGAGAGGUGUAUUAAGGAAACUCUUCGUCUUUAUCCAAGCGUGCCUCUAAUAUCACGUAGAGUGGAAGGGGAUGUAAAAUUAAGUAAUUAUGAAAUACCUGCGAAUAAUAUAAUUAAUGUACAGAUAUUUAACACUCAUAGAGAUCCAAAGUUUUGGCCGAAUCCGGAUAAAUUUGAUCCGGACAGAUUUUUGCCUGAGAAUUCCAAAGGACGACAUCCUUUUGCUUAUAUACCUUUUAGUGCUGGACCAAGAAAUUGCAUUGGACAACGAUUCGCUAUGCUUGAAUUAAAAACAUAUCUAGGUCUUCUCUUGUGUAAUUACUAUUUCGAACCUAUUGAUUAUCUUAAGGAUAUAACUAUUUCUUUGGGUAUUAUAUUACGAUUAGAAAAUCCAAUUCGAAUGAAAUUUAUUCCUGUUAAAAAAACAUAUUGAAACGUAUAG
Apis dorsata (giant honeybee) is the source of this 1596-nucleotide messenger RNA. Its product is annotated as cytochrome P450 4C1-like. The record is from RefSeq and is a predicted model, not a curated record. Gene Ontology annotation, molecular function: oxidoreductase activity, acting on paired donors, with incorporation or reduction of molecular oxygen; heme binding; iron ion binding. The transcript has 13 exons. Lineage: Eukaryota; Metazoa; Arthropoda; Insecta; Hymenoptera; Apidae.